UUAACAACCCUCAAAAAGCUUUGGUAGCCUUUAACAACCCUCAACUACAACUACAAAAUGUCUGCUUUCCAUAGCCAAUGACAAUAUUUAAGACAUGAAAACUGAUCAGGCAGCUUGUAUUGUCUAGCCAGAUGAUUAAGCUUAACAGCUGAGCACUGUGUGAGCCAUGGAGGUUGAUGGAGUCCCAUCACAGGAUGACCAUGGUCUCAGGCGUCUGCUUCCUCUGUACCACUUUCUACAAAAUACAUGUGUGAAAGCUGCUUUUGACAUCCUUGUUCGUGAAUUCAGAAAUACCCAGUACAUCAGAGACAACCUUGAUAAGCAAGUUAAACGUUCAAUGAAAUUCCAGGUCUUGCUCUAUCAGAUUCACAACAGAACUAAGACUUACGAUAAAGGAAAAAAGAAAAAAGGACAAGGUGGGAGUGGAACUAAUUCACAGUCCCAAGAGAACAGCUCCCACAACAGAAGAUCGCAACAGAUAACCAAUAUUAAGGAAAAUGAAUAUAUACUCUCACAGGUCACAGUGGAGGAUUUGCUCGAUGCCAAUGAGAAAUGCAAAGUGCUUAUGGACUUAGAUUUGAUCUUUAUUCUAAAUGUGAUAAUAAAUGAAACUAUCAAGUACACUUUGAGCGAUUCAUUACUGGAAGCCAUUAUUCAGAUAAAGGACAUCAGGAAAGUUGUUUUUUCCACCCACGUUACUCUUUUAGUGAGGAUGCCUUUGACAAAAAUCUGAAAGGCUUGGUUAAAGCAACUUACAUCUUGUAUAAGCACUUGGGCUACUCAUUAGAACAAGUGGACGAGAAAGAAAAUGCAUGCCGUAAGGAAGCCACACAGGGUGAUACACUUGCAUCUACAA
This is a messenger RNA of Cherax quadricarinatus, 856 nucleotides long. Lineage: Eukaryota; Metazoa; Arthropoda; Malacostraca; Decapoda; Parastacidae. The record is from RefSeq and is a predicted model, not a curated record.